UGAGAUCUUGUUUUAUUAAAAAGAUUAUGGCAUGCCAAAUACUAAACAUCUUGCAAGAGCCUACAGUUAACUGGUCCACUGGUGUUCUAGACUGGAGAAUCCAGCACAUCACAAAACCGCUUAAAUUAGUAAAAUAACUAUAUUGACUGUCUAUUUACCUUUCAGUGUUCACCCCUGAAAUCCAAUCUUGUGUUCAGAUAGUGACUAGCAGGACUGGGAUUGGAUUAUGGGUUGGAACGUGUAAAAUGAAACGAGUGGAGACCGGCAAACUGUAGACAAGCCAAAUCCAAAUGUGCAUGAUGAAAAGUAAAAUGUAGAAGUCUUUACAUUUUGACCUGUUUGCAUGAAAGUAAAGGGAACAAGUCUGUUUCAAACUUGACUUGUAGAAUGAAACAGCCAAACACGCGUGUGCUGCUUCACUCCUUCUCAGGGGGAGUCCUGUGACCGUGGCGACGUGCUAGAUUGUCAUGAAGUCUGCAUUAUUCUGCUCCUCACUCCCUGUACUCAUUUAUUAUUAUUAUUAUUAUUAUUUAUUUCUUAGCAGACGCCCUUAUCCAGGGCGACUUACAAUUGUUACAAGAUAUCACAUUAUACAUUAUUUCACAUUAUACAGGUAUCACAUUAUUUUUACAUACAAUUACUAUUUAUACAGUUGGGUUUUUACUGGAGCAAUCUAGGUAAAGUACCUUGCUCAAGGGUACAACAGCAGUGUCCCCCACUGGGGAUUGAACCCACAACCCUCUGGUCAAGAGUCCAGAGCCCUAACCACUACUCCACACUGCUGCCCCAAGAAUUGUUUGAAUGUUCAUGCUUUGUUUUAUCGAGUGGUAUAGAGUGUAGGUAUCGCUUGUUCUAGGUUCCAGCAACAUAAACUAAACAAAUCUAUCAAAUGAAAAUCCCAACAUGCCUUUGAAUGAAUACAGUGACUGAGGGACUGAGUGGUGUAUACUGGAGAGGUUCCUGAGCAUUUUGAGAAUGCAGGCUGCAGGUGCUAAGUUUUCUUUGGAGAAUUUGCUGUUUGUGUAUUGUCAAACUUACAUGGCAUGAUAUCAGUUGCUUAAUUAACUAAUGAACCAAAAUAACAAUAAAGAAAACAGAUUUAUUUUUAGGUUGGAUAGUGUAAAACACCAAGUAGGAUUUUGUAAACCUAUAUAAAAAGCUGUUUUGUUGAAUGCUACACAUAGAGCUAUGGCCAAAAGUUUUGCAUCACCUAGAAUUUUAUGAUUAAGACAUUAAAAAAAAAAAAAAAAAGAAAUCUAUAAGAACAUAAUUUAGAUAUUUUAUUUAACAUCAUGUAAUCAAAUAAACUAAAAAUGAUCUUGCAAAACUUUACCGGAAGCCAAAAUAGUACUACAGUAUUUCAAGUUAGAAUUCCUAAUGUCACAUAUUUUUUAAUUUUGUAGUUUUCCCAUAUACUUAACAAAAAAUCGACAAAGCGGUACAAAAUUCAAUAUGUUAACGUAACAUUAUUCAGGUUUCAUUAGACUUCAUGGAGCAAAUUUAGUUCAUUCUAGAGAGUGAUACAAAAUCUUUUUGUAGUAAGACCAUUAAUGCAUACGAUUAAAUUACUGCAAUGUUUAUUUUAACAGUCUUCUAACACAAAUACAUAUCUGAUUUAUUGUACAUAAGUCUGCAUGCUGCUUAUGUAUUUAAAUAGAGAUACAAAAGUGCAUGUCUGAGUGAUUCUUGAGAUUUGUAACAUUUCUGGAGGUUCCACCGAGAUCCUACGCAUGCUAAUAACAAUUGCUGAACAAGAUCUGCAUGAAGCAAGGUUGAUUUCAGCAUGGAAAUGAGGGGGAAAGUAGACGGACCACAGCAUGAACGUCCCCUCUCUCUAACCCACCAUGGCCUGAGGAGAUGUCCCUGAAGCAUGCAGGUAAAAUGCAGCAAGGUACAGUGAGGGAGGAAUACUUGCUGCAAAGAGAAAAAAACAAUUCAACAUGUGGCUGUAUCUCCGGUGUAGGCAGAGGAAAUGUUCGAAGGACAACGCCUUCAUUCCUGCGGAAACAAAUUAUCCAAAAGUUACAAACUGGAGACCUUGCAGACCUGGCCGAUGAGGGAAUGUCCAUGCUACUCCCCCAUUUGAAACGGGUUGGAAACUCCACCUCCCCAGCCAGUGCAGAGUGGGCAGCUUAUCAGAGUGGAGGUGUGCAGAAUACACACUAUAGAGCUGGGAACCCUUUACACCCCAAGAUCAACUACAGGAAUUCAAAGAACUGGAGUUGGCCAGGUGGAGCAAAGGUACAUACCCAAGACAAUGACAGUGUGUUGCCAGCAUACUGGAAAUACUGGCAGACUGGCAUCUCCAAUCCUAGAGAUGACAAAUGGAGUUUCAGAACCCUGGAACAGCAUAUUCGAAGAGGGCUGAAGAGGAGUCAAACAGAAAGAGAAGUGGCCAAUGCUAUUAGUGAGGUCAUUUUUCCGGAGCUGAACCUUAGGAGUUACCUGGAGGGGAGGUCUGUGCUCACUGUCCCGACAAUCAGAAACAUUAUCCGCAGCCGCCGCACUGAAGAAGCCGCAGAGUUGGAUCGGGCCCUGACUAAAGCGGCUCAGGGGCCAAUAAAGAUUCCUGUUCCAUUCUUGACACACCCGGCGAACCUGAAGCAAAAAGCGAAAUUUCUAAUGAACCAAGCCAAGCUGGGACAAAGUGUCACCCAAGCAAACGCAAUAGGGCCAGCAUUGUCAUACCGGCACGAGAUGGAGGAUUAGACUGGAGAAGACCAAGCGGCUUAGUUAACUAAAUCAAAUAGCAGCUUACCACCCCCACCACCAACAAAACCCAGUCAAUGAAGGAGACCUUAGUUAAUCAGGAAAGCUAUGACCAGGGAGGAAGCACAUACAGGCUUAAAGGCAGGAAACCUAAAAUGGGAGAUAAUCCAGAUUGCCUUAAAAUCAAAUGUACUAAAGGCAUUCAGAAGAGCUCUUAACCUGGAAGCCCUUGGGUGCCCAAUCUGGGGACCAGGUCCUGCUUUUAAACGUGUCUAACCAUUGUGAUUCAGAGAUAUGUUUUGCGGGAGCUCCAGUGUCCAAAACAGGGUUAAGGAGAUGUCUGUGGAAGACUGAAGAAGUAACCAUACAAGGGGAACAAUGUUCCCAGCCAAACAACUCAAAGAACGGCUACAUCCAGAGAUAAUGGAAUAGCCUCCCUUUUAAUUGGAAGGACAUCAUAAUGCAAUAUGGACUUGCUGUAAUACUCCCCAGACACGAUCACUGACAUAAAGAUGGUGGCAGCAUUUAUAAAUCCCAAGAGGUCAGUAAUCGAUGUUAACAAUUAUUCCCGCUGUUUAAGGGUGACCCUAUAGGACUCAAACUGGCACUUCUUUACAAGGCAUGUAUUUUCAAAAGUUAUUGCAGUUCACGUCCACAUUAGAACCUAUCAGUAGGAACUACAGUGCUACCCUGUUAUAAUGCGGUUGUCGGGGUCCAUAAUUAGGAGACCGCGUUAUUUAUGUUUUGCCUUCUAACGAAUAUUGGCAUUUUUGUCCCCGAAAUGAGUUACAAUCACAAGCCAGAUUUAUAUUGUAGUGUAUGGUGGAAAAUGAAGGAAGGAGACACACACAAUUUGCAGGUACUCGAAUCCACAGUUUAUUGGGAUGAUUAUUCCCAGCCCCUGUUAGCCUGGGCCACACCAAAAACAACAAACAGUCUUGCACUCUCACAGCAGCACAUUCGCGCAGCAGCUUGUCUCGCUCAGCUCUGCACGCACUGAUGUGGGCACCCCCCUGUAUGCUUUCAUGCCCCCGCCUCCCUGUUGACGUUCCUGCAGAAACCAAGUGAAUAAAGCAGAGUCUAAUUCAUUGUCUUUAGCGCAGCGCUUUUUUUUUGAGCAGCCAUCUUUUGGAGUUAAUCUUAUCAAGAAAACCUCAGUUUUUCUUCGAUUCUGCAACAUUUAUAUCUUUUGAAACUGCUGCUUGAGUUUCACCUUUUUUUACUCUGUCCACCACAUUGAGUUUCAUUUUACCAGAGAAAGCUUUUCUUUUUUUGCUGUCAGCCAUGCUUCGUACUGUAUACCUGCAACGUUCACCCAACGUUUGCGAGUCAAAUUACAUUAUGGGGGAAAUGGGAGUCACGACCUUACCGUGUUAUAAUCGAUUCCUAACUAUAACAGGUCUCGUUAUAAUGGGGUAGCACUGUAGCUUCAUAAAUCUGAGUUGUCUCGUGCACAAAGAAUUCUUAAUGUACAAUUCCUUGCCGUACUGGUAACAGCUGACUUUGCGUUAAAAAAAGAAAGUAUGCGAAUUGCCAUGAUUCCAGCGACUGAAGCCCAGAACAGCUAGAACAGACUGCAUCCGAAAUAGAUACGACUAAAGGCAGCAUGUGGAUAUUUUCAGAUAGGAAGAUUUUUCAAUCUAAUUCCUUGUCUUUUCAAACCAUUUUAUUUACAUACCCACAUUCUUUUGUAGCAACACAACUUCUAUAUCUUUAAAUGUUUUGCAGGGCCAACUCUUAUCUUCAGAGUUUUGUCUUUUACCAUCCUUUGUACAAGGCCUUCCAUACAAAAUACAUGAGACCACUAAAUACAUAUGAGGUAGCCUUGCAGCAUGUUUAAAGAUAUAGGAAAGUAUGUCCCAUUAAUUGGGGAGAUUGGGGUCCAACUGACAUAAUAUAUCUUGAAUGUUCCCUGAAUAAAAUCUGUCCUCUUGAAUCACGUUUCUAUUUGUUAGUGGCUUCUCUGGUCUGUCUAAUAAUAUAAGAAUAUACGAAGCAACACAUUACCUUGCAUAACUUUAAAUUAAAUCAGCUGCGAUUUAUGUUAGUACCGUUAUAGUGCCCUUACAAUGUAAGUGUUGCUUUACCUAAAACAAUAUGACAAAUUGUAAAUUAAGCAGAUCCACUUAUGUAAAUAAUAAUAAUAAUAAUUUCGCCACUUAUGAAAAUACAUGCCAAUGUAUUGAUGCAAAUUUGUGCAGACUGUGAGAUUAUUCAUACUGUAUAAAGCUGCAAGUCCUGUAUAUAAUUAUACUUCUGUGAUCUGUGUAGAAAUUCUAAUAGUACAUAUGGUUAAUUUAAAUAGCUUUUGUGUGGAACAUAUUGUGAAAGCUAGCAGUACAGAAAGGAAAUUAAAUCUAGCUAUUGUUCCCACAUACAAUAAACCUGUGGUGAUGGACUCUUGCCAUGGACUAGUUCCAUAGACCGAUUAGUACUAAUCUUUGAUUACCUUAGCUAAAAUAACAUUAGCUAGUAUUUGAGUAGCUCUGUGGAAUAGAGUAACAGCACUAACUACAGCAGGUAUAAGCAGCAAUACAAUUGGAACUAAAUCCAUAAGAUCAAACUAAAAUCUGAAGCGCGUUAUGCAAUACAGAGGGCUAGUUACACUAUUAAGGCAUUGCAAUGCUCCCAUGAUGCAUAUUGUUCAUAUAAUUGAAUAUAUGAAGAUUCUUGCAAGUGACUUGGAUCCAAUUCAAUAAAGACUGAAAAAAGCAUCUCUGAGUUGUUAUUGAGUGUGUGACAGUGUGAGGGUGCUGACGAAUGCCCUGUCCAAGUGACACCAUUAAAGGUUUGAUUUAGUUGAACAGCACUUACUCCCACACACAAACAUUUGUUUUUUUUAAAUUGCCCAAGCCAAACAUGCUUGUAACUAAUCUGAAACUGUAUUAUUGAACAUAUGCAAUUAGCUGCUGACAAUUCUGUCAGGAUAUUAGACUCUAUUAUACAAAGUGUAUUCAGGUCUAUUAUAUAGAUAGAUAUAACUGGACAGCAGUAUUGUGACUCUUUAUGCAGUAUACAGUUACUAUUGUUAAAUGUUAUAAUUUGUUUGUAUAGUAAAGAAAACUAACACUGAUCAGCCUUUAAUUAUGAGGUAUUUAAGUUUCCAGCUCUCACUGGUCACUGGUCACUGGUCACUGGGCUGGUAAACAGGAUUACAUUUAGAAUAUUUACCAUUUUAACAAACCUUCUUGAUCAGUAGAAUAAUAAGUGUAUGUGGACUUAAUGGCCUAGAUAGGGAGAAUCAACACGUGAUUCUACCUUGGUGCAAGUUGUGCAAUAGAGCAAAAAGUUUUAAAAAUCAGACGGUGAUAGAGCAGCACAAAUCCAUUAUUCGGAUCAAGCACUCCACAGAUGAGGGGCUGGUGUUGAUUGGCCGUGUUUACAUUUCCCAGUGAAGAAACAGCUGCUUGGAUUGGUGUGGAUUGCUGUUCUCCACAGAGUGUAAGAAAAGCAGCAGUCCUCACAAAUCCGAGAAGCUGUUUCUUCACUUGGAAUGGGAAGUCAGCCCAGUCAACACCAAUGCCCCUCACCUGAUUGUCAGCACCUGAUUUCUGUAGAGAGCUCAGUCCGAUUAAUGGGUUCGUUCAGCACCAGCCAGUGAGAUCAAAGACAAUGCCUGAUUGUUUAAGAAAUGUUCACAAUUAAUACUUUCUUACAACCCAGUGCCUUGGAGGACACAACGACAUCUUCAUACCUUUCUAUUUUCGCUCUAUGAAAAAAGGUUUCCUUUUUUCUAUUCCUUCUGUUAUUUAAAUACAAGUUAUCUGCAGAGAUUUUAAAUAGAACUAUACUUACACAAGUGGCAUAUUACUAGGGAUAGUUCUCCUGCUUGCUGCUUUUCUCUGUGAAUUAUAGUAAUAAGCACUGUCUUCUUAUGUUUCUU
Molecule: messenger RNA, 6592 nt
Organism: Acipenser ruthenus (sterlet)
Lineage: Eukaryota; Metazoa; Chordata; Actinopteri; Acipenseriformes; Acipenseridae
Exons: 1
Coding region: 1858-2709 (283 amino acids)
Source: RefSeq, a predicted model, not a curated record